Molecule: messenger RNA, 16352 nt
Organism: Sphaeramia orbicularis (orbiculate cardinalfish)
Lineage: Eukaryota; Metazoa; Chordata; Actinopteri; Kurtiformes; Apogonidae
Gene: birc6
Product: baculoviral IAP repeat containing 6
Exons: 74
Coding region: 234-15257 (5007 amino acids)
Biological process (GO): regulation of cytokinesis; negative regulation of apoptotic process; apoptotic process
Cellular component (GO): nucleus
Molecular function (GO): cysteine-type endopeptidase inhibitor activity; ubiquitin-protein transferase activity
Source: RefSeq, a predicted model, not a curated record
CUCCGUGUGCCUAUCUUGUACCUAUCAGAGCAGCAGGCUGAAGUUUCUCACCGCUGAUGGUGAAUAGCUACUGCUGCGGUGACGGGCGGAGGAGAAGAAGAAGCCGCAGAAGGAGUCAGCAGUGGCAGAGGAAUGAGAGCGCGGAGUUAGUCUGAUAGAUUUACUAGUAUUAUCUGUAUCAUCGAAUACUUACAAACCCCAGAAGGGAAGGGAAGGGAAAGAAUCCGGGAAAGAUGGCGGCCGCGGCCUCGCCGGGCUCCGGCUCGUCCACCUCCUCAGACUGGAUUGUACUGAGAGACGGUUGCCUGCGUUGCGACGAGGAGGGCCUGCGAAGCCUGUCCUACCACCCGGCCCUCAACGCUAUCCUGGCCGUCACCAGCCGCGGCAGCAUCAAAGUGAUUGACGGCACUUCUGGGGCUAUCCUCCAGGCUUCAGCUCUGCACGCUAAGCCCGGCGGCCGUGUCAGGUGUCAGUACUUCCCCGCAGUGGACAAGGUGCUUUUUGUGGACGACUAUGCAGUGGGAUGCAGGAAGGACCUGAACGGCAUCCUGCUCCUGGACACAGCACUGCAGCCUCCAGUGGCCAAGCCUGAGGACAUGGUCCAGCUGGAGCUGCCGGUAACAGAGGCCCAGCAGUUGCUGUCAGCCUGUCAGGAAAAGAUCGACGUGUCCAACACAGAGGGCUAUGAACUCUUUAUCACCCAACUCAAAGAAGGCUUGAAGAAUACCUCACAUGAGACAGCAGCCAAUCACAAAGUGGCCAAGUGGGCAACAGUGACCUUCCACCUGCCCCACCACGUGCUGAAGCUGGUGGCCAGCGCCAUCGUCAACGAGCUGAAGAAGAUCAACCAGAAUGUAGCUGCCUUGUCUGUGGCCUCAUCCAUCAUGGACAGGCUCUCCUACCUCUUGUCGAGUGCCAGGCCUGAGCUUGGCGUCGGCCCCGGCCGCUCUGUAGAUAGAUCUUUGAUGUACAGUGAGGCCAACAGGAGGGAGACGUUUACGUCAUGGCCACAUGCUGGUUACAGGUGGGCUCAGCCGGACCCAAUGGCUCAAGCAGGGUUUUACCAUCAGCCUGCCUCCACAGGGGACGACAGGGCCAUGUGUUUCACCUGCAGUGUGUGUUUGGUCUGCUGGGAACCCACAGAUGAGCCAUGGUCAGAACAUGAGCGACAUUCUCCGAACUGUCCGUUUGUAAAGGGUGAGCACACGCAGAAUGUGCCGCUGUCGGUGACGCUGGCCACCAGCCCCGCCCAGUUCCCAAACGGCCCCGACAGUUUGGACAAGAUCGCCUGCUACGGCUUUGGCAGCUGCCCACAGUUCCUCGCUGCUGCCACCAAGAGGGGCAAGAUCUGCAUCUGGGACGUCUCAAAAAUGAUGAAGGUGCACUUGAAGUUUGACAUCAACCCGUAUGACCCAGCCAUCCUGAGGCAGCUGAUCCUGUGCAGCGGUGAGCAGAACCAGCAGACGCUCAGCGAGUCUCGGAGACCAACUCUAGCCUGGCUCGAGGAAUCGUCGUCCUGCUCAGACCUGCCCAAGCUUGAGGGAGACAGUGACGACCAGCUGGAGGAUUCAGACAGCGAUGAGCAUUCCCGGUCAGAGUCUGUAACAGGCCAACCCUCUCAGUGGGAGAGCAUGGAUGUGAGCCUCGGGGUGACGGCGCUGAGUGUUCUCCAGCAGCCGGAGAAGCUGCAGUGGGAGGUGGUGGCCAGUGUGUUGGAGGACACUGUCAAAGACCUGGAGGAGCUGGGGGCCAACCCCUCACUAAGUCAGGCCAAGGCCCACAGCCAGGCCAAGGCCAAGGACAAGCUCCCCGACCACAACAUUCCCUUCCCCUGCCUGCUGUCUGGAGGCCUGCUCAGCUACCGCUCCGCCUCCAGCACCCCUACGGCUGGACCCCUGGCCUCAACGCGCAGGACCACAGAUGAUCCCCUUAGGACUCAGGGCCCUGAGCCUCUGACGGACCACGGCCCCAUGGAGAUAGAGACCUGCAGCAGCCAGACGGCAGCCCCAGAGCCGGGCUUCUCGAACUCAGCGGGCUCCCAUCCUCCCAGCCCGUCUUCUGCGCCGGCCGUGCGCAGGACUGUCCCCGUGCUGCUACUGUACAGCAUCCGAGAGGUGGACGACAAGUCCUCAGGGCAGGUGUUUGCUCAGAUGAAUAAUCUGAUGAGCAAAGGACUCCACGAGGAGGGCUUCACUGUGCCACAGAUCAUAGAGAUGGAGUUCGACACACACGAACAGCUUCUCCUUCAGGAUCCUCCCAUCACUUACAUCCAGCAGUUUGCAGAUGCAGCGACGAACCUGGCCGGGUUAGACGGACACGUGGACAAAUGGAGCAAUCUGGCCGCCGCCACGGUGUCGACCCCUCCCAGACCCGGAGCCCUGGUGCAGUGCCUCCGGCUGCCAAAGCAGCUGGAGGAGGAGAACUUGUACGUGGACUCCAUUACUCCGUGCUGGGAUGGGGUGCACCUUCUGGUGGGGCUACAGCCGUGUGGGGCUGAAUCUCUGAGUGCAACAAACCAGGUGGAGGCCCUCAAUAAUCUGAACCGCCUUCACUCGGCCCUUUGUGGUCAGCACAAAGGAGACCCCCUGCACACAGUGGCCAAUGGGGUGGAAGGCCACCAUCAAGGGGGGUCACCACCUCAGACUCCCCUCAUUCUUCCACCAGGUGAUCAACAGCAGAGGUCCCUUGGUGGUGGGAGUGGAGGGGGCUACCUUGCACUCUACAAACUCAACUACUCCACCCGCAUCGUCACCUUGGAUGAGGAGCCGGUCAAGGUGCAGCAGAUCAGGGACCCGUCUGACGCCAUCACCUCACUCAUUUUACUUCCUCCAGACGUGCUUGACAGCAGGGAGGACGACAGUGAAGAGGCUCCUGAGGAGUCUCUCCCUUCUGGUCCAAAAAAUGGCUCAUCUGGGUUUGGACCAGGCCCGGCAGGCUCUGUAGCUGCUUCUACUGCUGGAUCUGGGACUGCAUGUGGAGCAGCCGUGACCCCCAGCAGCUGCAGCAGUAACGCACCGGUCACCAGCCCCUCCGCCUCGGUGUCCGGACACAAAGAGUGCAAACGGCUCGAGGUGUCGGGUCUGGGCCACCUGGUGGUCACCACACGGGCUGGGUUUAUCAUGAUCCUGGACCUGUCCACGUUAGAAGUCCUGGCUAAGGUGGAGCCACCUAAGAAAGACGGGUCAGCGGAGGAGACGGACCCGUUUGUAUCGGUUACCUAUUGCUCUGGGACCGACCGCCUUUGUGCCUGCACCAAAGGUGGAGAACUUCAUUUCCUUCAAAUUGGAGGAGUGUGUGACGAUGUAGAUGAUGGAGACAUGUUUAUCGAUGGCCCCCUUUCUAAAGGGGCUGAACUGCUGCUCGAGGGGGCUAAGCCCUCCUCCAACCCCUCUAGUCCUGGGAUCACAGGAGUAGACCUCCUGGUGGACCAGCUGCUGACCACAGAGAGCCUGAUGUCGCUGGUGGAACUGACCCGCUUUGAGACGUUGACCCCUCGCUUUUCGGCCACAGUGCCACCGUGCUGGGUGGAAGUUCAGCAGGAGCAGCAGCAGAGACGCCACCCACAGCACCUUCACCAGCAGCACCACGGAGAUGCCACGCAGCACACCCGCACGUGGAAGCUGCAGAGCGACAGCUCCAGUUGGGACGAACACGUGUUUGAACUGGUGCUGCCCAAAGCCUGCAUGGUGGGCCACGUGGACUUCAAGUUUGUGCUGAAUGCCAACAUCGUCAACAUUCCUCAGAUCCAGGUCACUUUACUGAAGAACAAAGCACCAGGGCUGGGCAAAGUCAGCGAGACGGCAGUGGACAGGCAGAUCUCCUUUCCCCUCUCAAACGUCCUCCAUGCCAAUGGGGAGAGGAACGGCCAACCUCUGCUGCAUGACUUCACUGAGGACAUUCAAUUCAUGGACAUCGAGGAGACGUCAGGCUCUAUGCUGUGUCCGUUCCUGGAGGAUCACAAAGAGGAUAUUUUAUGUGGUCCGGUGUGGCUGGCCAGUGGGCUGGACCUCUCUGGCCACGCAGGCAUGCUGAGCCUCACCAGCCCCAAGCUGGUGAAAGGCAUGGCAGGAGGGAAGUACCGCUCCUUCCUGGUUCACAUCAAAGCGGUGACAGAUAAAAGCAUGGAGGAGAGCCCUCGGCCUGUGGUCAGGAUGCCCAGUGCCAAGCCCCAGAGCUCCAAAGGCCACUCGCUGUCCACGCUGCUGCAGAGGGCACAGGCCUCCAAGGAGAAGGUCUCUGCUGUGAAAACCGAGUCCCCGACUCCUUCAAAGAAAGUGGAAAACCUGCGAGGAUGUGACCUUCUGCAGGAGGUUUCAGUCACAAUCAGAAGGUUCAAGAAGACGUCAGUAACCAAAGAGAGGGUCCAGCGCUGUGCAAUGUUGCAGUUCCCGGACUUCCACGAGAAGCUACUAGAUGCGUUGUGUCGGCGAACAGAGGGCAGUCCAGCCACUGAGCAUGCUCAGAGCCUCAUCCUGGACAUUUUGUGCUGGUUGGCCGGAGUUUUCUCCAACGGGCCGUGCAGUUUAAAAGAAGGGAAGGAGGGUCUUCUGGUAAAAACCAGGACGAGGCUAACUGACAUUGUUCGGGUUUGCUUCUUUGAGGCCGGACGGAGUAUAGCACACAAAUGUGCUCGUUUUCUUGCACUUUGUAUAAGUAAUGGGAAAGGGGACCCGAGUCAACAGGGUUUUGGAGUGAGUCUUCUCAAGGCGCUCCUGGACAACAUGCCUUACUUACCUGCAGCAGCAACAGGUGGGUCGGUGUUCUGGUACUUCGUGUUGCUGAACUAUGUGAAGGAGGAGGACCUGGCGGGCUGCAGCACCGCCUGCGCCUCUCUGCUUACAGCCAUCUCUCGACAGCUGCAGGACCGCCUCACCCCACUGGAGGCGCUGCUGCAGACCAGGUACGGCCUGUACAGCUCACCCUUUGACCCGGUGCUCUUUGACCUGGAGGUCAGUGGUUCCUCCUGUAAGAAUGCCUUCAAUAGCAGCAUUGGAGUCCAGUCAGAUGAGAUUGACCUCUCUGACAUUCUCUCAGGGAAUGGAAAGGUGAGCAGCUGUGCGGCAGCAGAGGGCAGCUUCACCGCACUAACAGGACUUUUAGAGGUGGAGCCUUUGCACUUUACUUGUAUCUCUACUAGUGACGGCACAAGAGUGGAGCGUGAUGAUGCCAGCAUGUUCACUGUGAGUACAUUCGGGGUGACCCCCACAGUUGGCGGCCUAUCCACAGGCACAGUGGGUGAAGCGUCUACGGCUCUGAGCUCUGCAGCUCAGGUGGCUCUGCAGUCUCUGUCCCACGCCAUGGUGUCUGCAGAACAGCAGCUGCAGGUCCUGCAGGAGAAACAGCAGCAGCUGCUCAAGCUGCAGCAGCAGAAGGCCAAGCUGGAGGCCAAACUGCACCAGACCACCUCUGCAGCGGCGGCUGCAGCCUCAGGCGUGGGCCACCUCCACAACUCUGUGCCUUCCAACCCCUCCUCAGCUCCGGGGUUCUUCAUCCACCCCUCUGAUGUCAUCCCCCCUACGCCCAAAACCACACCCCUCUUCAUGACCCCUCCCCUCACACCGCCCAAUGAGGCGGUGUCGGCAGCCUUCAGCGCUGAACUGGCUCACCUGUUCCCCGGAUCCAUGAUGGACCCUGGACCUGUCAACCUGGCCACGCACAAGAACACCCAAAAAGCCAAACCAGGCCCGAUGGGCAGCGGUCUGGCUCUGGCCAUUUCCCAGGCGUCUCACUUUCUUCAGCCGCCUCCUCAUCAGUCCAUCAUCAUAGAGCGCAUGCACUCAGGAGCUCGACGUUUCGUCACUCUGGACUUCGGCCGUCCCGUCCUGCUGACCGAUGCCCUCAUCCCCACUUGCGCCGACCUGGCCUCUCUGUCCAUCGACAUCUGGACUCUGGGGGAGGAAGUGGACGGCCGUCGACUGGUGGUGGCCACUGACAUCAGCACCCACUCUCUGAUUCUGCACGACCUGCUGCCCCCGCCGGUCUGCAGGUUCAUGAAGAUCACUGUGAUUGGCCGCUACGGAAGCACCAAUGCUCGGGCAAAGAUCCCGCUGGGCUUUUACUACGGUCACACAUACAUACUACCGUGGGAGAGCGAGCUCAAACUGAUGCACGAUCCUCUGCGGGGAGAGAGCGAGGCAGCGAGUCAGCCUGAUGUGGAUCAGCACCUGGCCAUGAUGGUGGCGCUGCAGGAGGACAUCCAGUGCAGGUACAAUCUGGCUUGCCAUCGUCUGGAGACUCUCCUGCAGAACAUCGACCUGCCUCCUCUGAACAGUGCCAACAACGCCCAGUAUUUCUUAAGAAAGCCGGACAAGGUGGUGGAGGAGGACCAGCGCGUGUUCUCGGCCUACCAGGACUGCAUCCAGCUCCAGCUGCAGCUCAACCUGGCCCACCACGCCGUCCAGCGGCUGCGCGUGUCACUGGGAACCAGCCGGAAAGUGCUCCUCACCGCCGGGGCUCCCGAGGCCCAGGACCUGGUCCACGGUUCAUCUACGGAGCAGCUGAGGACCAUCAUCCGCUACCUGCUGGACACACUGCUCAGCCUGCUGCACUCCAACAACGGUCACUCAGUGCCCUCUGUGCUCCAGAGUACGUUCCAUGCUCAGGCCUGUGAGGAGCUCUUUAAGCACCUCUGCAUCAGUGGCACGCCUAAGAUCCGCCUUCACGCCGGCCUGCUGUUGGUGCAGCUGUGUGGAGGGGAGCGAUGGUGGGGCCAGUUCCUGUCCAACGUCCUGCAGGAGCUCUACAACUCCGAACAGCUGCUCAUCUUCCCCCAGGACAGGGUUUUCAUGCUCCUGUCCUGUAUUGGCCAAAGAUCCCUGAGUAACAGCGGCGUGUUGGAGGGUCUCCUGAACCUUCUGGACAGUCUGUUGUCUCCUCUUCAACAGCCACAAGCUGCUGCCCUGCGCAGGACGGAAGGUGUGUUGGACAUCCCCAUGAUCAGCUGGGUGGUGAUGCUGGUCUCCAGGCUGUUGGAUUACGUCGCCAGUAUAGAAGAUGAAGCAUCAGGAGGGAAGAAGCACCUGGGAGGGAAGGAGCGGGAGAGAAGUUUUACAGGUAUUCAGUGGAGCUUCAUCAAUAACAGCCUGCAGUCGCAGAACUCCAGCAGGUCGGCUAAAGGCAGCAGUAGUCUCGACCGUCUCUACUCCCGCAAGAUCCGCAAGCAGCUCGUACACCACAAACAGCAGUUAAAUCUGUUGAAAGCAAAACAGAAAGCUUUGGUGGAGCAGAUUGAGAAGGAGAAGAUCCAGAGCAACAAGGGCUCGUCUUACAAACUGCUGGUGGAGCAGGCCAAGCUCAAACAAGCCACGUCCAAGCACUUUAAAGAUUUGAUCCGUCUGCGGCGGACAGCUGAAUGGCCGCGUUCCACACUGGACACCGAGUCCACGACAGCCAAAGAAGCUCCGGAGGUGGAGCCGCUGCCCUUCACUCUGUCCCAUGAGCGCUGCAUCUCAGUGGUGCAGAAACUGGCCCUCUUCCUGCUCUCCAUGGACUUCACCUGCCACGCUGACCUUCUGCUCUUCGUCUGCAAGGUCCUCGCCAGGAUAGCCAACGCCACGCGACCCACCAUCCACCUGUGUGAGGUUGUGUCUGAGCAGCAGCUGGAGCGCCUGCUGCUGCUGCUGGUGGGCACCGACUUCAACCGAGGGGACAUCUCUUGGGGCGGAGCCUGGGCGCAGUACUCCCUCACUUGUAUGCUGCAGGACAUCCUGGCAGGUGAACUGCUGUCUCCAGGCUCUCUGGAUGUCAUGGACGAAGUAGCGGUGGGUGAAGAGGCCGGGGCGUCGUCCUCCUCAGCGGGGGCCGAUUCGGACGACUCCCUGCCCCAGCCGGCCCCCAUCCCCCUGGUGGAGAGUAUCGACGAGGCUCUGGUACCCGAUAUCAUCGCAGGUACAACCGGGACCUCCUCCGUUUUCCAAAGUGCUCCACCUCUGUCAUCUUUGGAAAAAGAUAAAGACAUAGACUUUGACUUGCUACAAGACCUGAUGGAUGUUGAUAUUGAUCCUUUAGAUAUUGAUUUGGAAAAAGAUCCUCUCGCUGCCAAAGUGUUUAAGCCCAUAAGCAGCACCUGGUAUGACUACUGGGGCGCUGACUAUGGCACAUACGGGUACAACCCGUACAUUGGGGGGGUUGGGAUCCCAGUGUCCAAACCUCCAGUUGCUGCUGAGAAGCCAGGGUCACAGGGUUUGUCGGUGUCAGUGUCACAGGCACUGGACGCCCGCCUGGAAGUGGGUCUGGAGCAGCAGGCUGAACUGAUGCUCAAAAUGAUGGCUACGUUGCAGGCUGACUCCAUCCUCCAGGCCCUCACCUCCAGCUCAUCCACAGUGAACCAGGCUUCUAAUGGGACGGAUGACUCCCUGCUGAGGGCUCUCCACACUGGAGGCUCUCCUCCCGGCAGCAGCCUGAUGGUCCAGCCCUCCUCCAUCCCCAUGCUUAGUGCCUGCUUCAACAAACUGUUCUCCAUGCUGCAGGUCCACCACGUACAGUUGGAGUCUCUGCUGCAGCUGUGGUUAACUCUCAGUCUCAACACGUGUUCUGGUGGCAGCGAAGAGAGUGGCUCCGACAUCUUCCUGUUCAAUGCCAGUCGAGUUCCCACCAUCCCCCUCAACCAAGCGUCCAUCAGCAGUUUUCUGACCGUUUUGGCGUGGUACCCCAACACCUCCCUGAGAACCUGGUGUCUGGUGCUGCACUCUCUCACCCUGAUGACCAACAUGCCAGCCACCGCCUCCAGCAGUGGGAUGAGUGCUCAGGACAGCACAGCCCAGCAGAUGGUGUCCGACCCCACUCUGGUUCACGUCCUGGUGCGCUUCCUCUCCGGCACCAGCACCAACGGAACCAGUCAGCACAGCUCUCAAGUGGGCCCCACCGCCACUCAGGCCAUGCACGAGUUUCUGAGCCGCCUGCAGGUCCACCUGUCCUCCACCUGUCCACAGAUGUUCAGCGAGUUCCUGCUCAAGCUCAUGCACAUCCUGUCCACCGAGAGGGGUCCGUUUCAGUCGGGUCAGGGUCCACUGGAUGCUCAGGUGAAGCUGCUGGAGUUCACCCUGGAGCAGAACUUUGAGGUGGUGUCCGUCUCCACCAUCUCCUCUGUCAUUGAGUCCAUUACCUUCCUGGUUCACCACUACAUCACCUGUUCAGAUAAAGUGGUGUCGCGCAGCGGUUCCGACAGCUCCGUGGGUGCCCGGGCGUGUUUCGGAGGUCUGUUCGCCAACAUCAUCAGGCCUGGAGACGCUAAAGCCGUCUGCGGCGAGACGACGCGAGAUCAGCUGAUGUUCGAUCUGCUGAAGCUGGUCAACGUUCUGGUGCAACUUCCUCUGUCAGGGGAUCGAGAGUUCAGCGGACGCCUGCCGCCGGCGGGCAGCGGGGCGGCCGACAGCAGCGUGUCGGACGAAGAGAAGGUCUGCGGCAGCAAAGAAAGUGUGGCGGGUGGCUCAGCGUCCAAUCAGGGCCCUCUUACAGGUGUGGCAGACCUGGUCCUGGCCAAUCAGCAGAUAAUGAGCCAGAUCCUGUCAGCGCUGGGACAGUGCAACAGCAGUGCAAUGGCCAUGAUCAUCGGGGCCAGCGGUCUCCAUCUGACCAAACACGAGAACUUCCACGGCGGUUUGGAUGCCAUCUCGGUGGGCGACGGCCUGUUCACCAUCCUCACCACUCUGAGUAAGAGGGCCACCUCAGUGCAGGUCAUGUUGCAGCCCAUCCUCACGUACAUGGCCUGUGGAUAUAUGGGGAGACAGGGUUCUCUGUCCACCUGUCAGCUGUCGGAGCCCCUUCUGUGGUUCAUUCUCAGAGUAUUGGAUACCAGUGAGGCGCUCAAGGCCUUCCAUGAUAUGGGUGGUGUACAGUUGAUCUGUAACAACAUGGUGACCAGCACACGGGCCAUCGUCAACACCGCACGCAGCAUGGUGUCCACCAUCAUGAAGUUCUUGGACUCGGGUCCUGGAAAGGCAGCAGACGGCAACCUGAAAGCCAGAGUGAUGACCUCAGAGCCAGACAACGCCGAAGGACUCCACAACUUCGCUCCUUUAGGCACCAUCACUUCCAGCAGCCCCACUGCACAGCCGGCUGAGGUGCUCCUCCAGGCCACGCCCCCUCACCGCAGAGCCCGGUCAGCAGCGUGGUCCUAUAUCUUCCUGCCAGAGGAGGCCUGGUGUGAUCUGACCAUCCACCUCCCAGCAGCUGUUCUGCUCAAGGAGCUCCACAUCCAGCCACACCUGGCGUCACUGGCCACCUGCCCGUCCUCCGUGUCGGUGGAGAUCAGUGCCGAUGGGAUCAACAUGUUGCCCCUUUCCACGCCGGUCAUCACCAGCGGUCUGACCUACAUAAAGAUCCAGUUGGUGAAGGCCGAGGUGGCGUCGGCCGUCUGCCUGAGGCUGCACCGGCCUCGGGACGCCAGCACCCUGGGUCUGUCUCAGAUUAAACUCCUAGGCCUGACGGCGUUCGGCAACACCUCCUCUGCAACCGUUAACAACCCGUUCCUACCCUCUGAGGACCAGGUCUCUAAAACCAGCAUCGGAUGGCUGCGUCUCCUUCACCACUGCCUCACUCAUGUCAGUGACCUGGAGGCCAUGAUGGCCAGUGCCGCCGCUCCCACGGCCAACCUGCUGCAGACCUGCGCGGCGCUGCUCAUGUCGCCGUACUGCGGCAUGCACUCCCCCAACAUCGAAGCUGUGCUGGUCAAGAUCGGCCUGCAGUCCACUCGCAUCGGCCUCAAACUCAUCGACAUUCUGUUAAGGAAUUGCGCCGCCUCUGGCACGGACCCUGCAAAUCUGAACAGUCCUCUGCUGUUCGGCCGACUCAACGGCCUCUCCUCAGACUCCACCAUAGACAUCCUGUACCAGCUCGGCACCACGCAGGACUCUGGAACCAAAGACCGAAUUCAGGCUCUCCUCCAGUGGGUCCACGACUCCUCGCGGGUCGCGGCCCAUAAGAUGUGCGGCCCCAUGGGAUACGCGGGUUCGUCAUCGUCCAGGGAGUACGGCCUCCUGAUGCCUUCGCCCUCUCACCUCCACUGUGUGGCGGCCAUUCUGUGGCACAGCUACGAGCUGCCAGUGGACUACGACCUGCCGGCGCUGCUCAACAGAGAGCUCUUCGAACUGCUGUAUAACUGGUCCAUGUCGUUGCCGUGUAACAUCGUGCUGAAGAAAGCCGUGGACAGCCUGCUGUGUUCCAUGUGUCAUAUCCACCCCAGUUACUUCUCCCUGCUCAUGUCUUGGAUGGGUAUCGUGUCGGUGCCCAGCGCCAGCCACUCUCAGGCCCAGCACCGCCGCCUCGCAAUGACCGACGAUGGCAAAAAGCAGCAUGAUGCCAACACCAACACCGCGGGACUCACGGACGACUCCAAACACGCCAGACCUCCAGUGAAUCUGUCCGAGUCGCAGCUGACCACUCUGGCGGCGGCCUCCCAGUCUCCAGGAGCCAUCGAGCAGCUUUUAGACUCGGGUUUGCCUUCGCUGCUGGUCCGCAGCCUGGCCCAGUUCUGCGUCGGCCUCCUGGCCAGCGCCGACCUGCCUCUUCCUGCCGCUCAGGCCGACAGACGACACCACCAUCAUCACUACCACCCCUCCUCCUCCUCAUCGUCGUCGUCAUCAUCAGUGCAUAGUCGUCCGCCGCUGGCUGCAGAGCUGGCGGCUCCGGUGCUGCGUUUCCUGACUGAAGUGGGCAACAGUCACGCCAUGAAGGACUGGUUAGGAGGGCCGGAGGUCAACCCGCUGUGGACGGCGCUGCUGUUCCUCCUCUGUCACUCCAGCGCUUCUGCCAGCACCAGCACCAGCUGCCAGUCUCUGGGCUCGGGUUCUCCGGCUGGACCUCCUCCUCCAGCCCCUCCUCAGUCCUCCGAGUCCCGCUUCUCAUUGGCGUCUUCUGGGCAGACGGGCGGGCUGACCACCCAGCAGAGGACGGCUCUGGAGAACGCCACGGUGGCCUUCUUCCUCCAGUGUAUCUCCUGUCACCCAAACAACCAGCGGCUCAUGGCUCAGGUUCUCUGUGAACUCUUCCAGUCAGCUCCUCAGCGUGGGAACGUACCCAUCUCUGGAAACAUCUCAGGCUUCAUCCGAAGGCUUUUCCUGCAGCUCAUGCUGGAGGAUGAGAAGGUCACAGUGUUCCUGCAGUCUCCUUGUCCACUGUACAAAGGACGCAUCAAUGCCACCAGUCACAUGAUCCAGCACCCCAUGUACGGAGCAGGACACAAAUACCGCACCCUCCAUCUGCCCAUCUCCACUACGCUGGCUGAGGUCCUGGACCGGGUCUCUGAUACCCCGAGCAUUACGGCCAAACUGAUCAAUGAGCAGAAGGAGGACAAAGAGAAGAAGAACCAUGAGGAGAAGGAGAAGAUGAAAGCAGACAACGGUUUCCAGGAUAAUUACAGUGUUGUCGUCGCUUCAGGCCUGAAAUCUCAGUCCAAGCGAGCUUUGUCGACCCCUCCCCGUCCCCCAUCAAGAAGGGGCCGAGUGAUGAGCGACAAGCUGACGGCCUCCUCCGGCGUCGACGCCUCAGCCAAAACUAUCAGUGUGCCUGUCUUCCACCUCUACCAUAAACUACUGCCAGGUCAGCCUCUCCCUCCUGAGAUGACCCUGGCUCAGCUCCUAACGCUGCUGUACGACCGUAAGCUGCCGCAGGGGUACCAGUCCAUCAACCUGACCGUCAAACUGGGCUCCAAGGUCAUUUCUGAUCCGGGUCUGUCCAAGACCGACUCCUUCAAGAGGCUUCGCACCGAGAAAGGCCCUCUGUUUGCUCUCCUUGCAGUGGAUCACUGCGACAUGCUGAACAGCUGUCCCGAGGACGAGCCCAUGACGCCCGGUGACGAGUGUCCGGACUCGGCCACCGACGAGUCUCUGCUGGAGACCAACCCCAUCCAGUCCCCCCUGCAGGUGUUCGCAGGUAUGGGCGGCCUGGCCCUGAUCGCUGAGAGGCUGCCCAUGCUGUACCCAGACGUCAUUCAGCAGGUCAGCGCCCCGGUGGUGCCGUCCGCCACUCAGGAGAAACCCAAGGACAGCGACCAGUUCGAGUGGGUGACCAUCGAGCAGUCGGGCGAGCUGGUGUACGAGGCUCCGGAGUCCAUCGCCGCCGAGCCCCCUCCCAUCAACAAGCAGCAGUCGCAGUCGUCCUCGUCGUCUUCGUCGUCGGUGCAGACCAUGUCGCCCAUCCCCGCCCACUCGCUGGCAGCCUUCGGCCUGUUCCUGCGCCUGCCGGGCUACGCCGAGGUGCUGCUGAAGGAGAGGAAGCACGCCCAGUGUCUGCUGAGGCUGGUGUUGGGCGUCACCGACGACGGAGAAGGCAGUCACAUCCUGCAGUCUCCAUCUGCAAACGUGUUGCCCACAUUACCCUUCCACGUCCUGCGGGCCUUAUUCAGCAGCACCCCUCUGACCACAGACGACGGCGUUCUGCUGCGCCGCAUGGCUCUGGAGAUCGGCGCCAUCCACCUGAUCCUGGCGUGUCUGUCGGCUCUGAGCCACCACGCACCGCGAAACCCCAACGCCAGCACCAGCGUGUCAGAGCCACAGAUAUCCAGUUGUCACGGUGGUGGAACCAGUGAGGAGCAGCAGCUGUACUGGGCCAAGGGAACUGGUUUUGGUACCGGUUCCACAGCCUCUGGCUGGGACGUGGAGCAGGCUCUGACCAAACAACGGCUGGAAGAGGAGCAUGUCACAUGUCUACUGCAGGUCUUGGCGAGUUACAUCAAUCCGGCCGGCUCCGGCAGCUGCCACGGCGCUGACGGAUCUGCAGCUGACAGCAGAGCUCACAACAGCUCAGCUCUUCCGGCGGUGCUGCAGGAGCUGCUGAGCCAGAGCUGCCUCAUCCCCGCCAUGUCGUCCUACCUACGCAACGACUCAGUUCUGGACAUGGCCCGUCAUGUCCCCCUGUACCGGGCUCUGCUGGAGCUGCUCAGAGCCAUCUCCACCUGUACUGCUCUGGUCCCCCUGCUCCUACCUCUGUCCGGAGACCCGGGUCACGAGGAGGAAGAGGAGGAUGAAGAGCACUCUGAGGGACAGACUUCUGUUGGAAUGCUCCUGGCAAAGAUGAAGACAUGCGUGGACACGUAUACUAAUCGACUCAGAUCCAAGAAGGAUAAGAGUAAAGGUGUGGUGAAGAGCGAUAGCUCAGAUCCAGAGCCUGAGGGUUUGACUCUGCUGGUUCCUGACAUUCAGAGGACUGCAGAGAUUGUCUACGCUGCUACCACCAGCCUGAGGCAGGCCAACCAGGAGAGGAAACUGGUGGAGUCCUCCAGGAAGGCGUCGAGUCGGCCAAAGCCCCUGUCAAUCCUCCGAUCUCUGGAGGAAAAAUACGUAGCUGCCAUGAAGAAGCUCCAGUUCGACACUUUUGAAAUGGUUUCGGAGGACGAGGAUGGCAAACUGAUGUUCAAAGUGAACUACCACUACAUGUCUCAAGUGAAGAACGCCAGUGACACGAACAGCGCAGCGCGGUCGCGUCGCCUGGCUCAGGAGGCCGUCACUCUGUCCACGUCUCUGCCUCUGUCCUCGUCCUCCAGCGUCUUCGUCCGCUGCGAUGAGGAGAGACUGGACAUCAUGAAGGUUCUCAUCACAGGCCCGGCCGACACACCGUACGCCAACGGCUGCUUCGAGUUCGAUGUGUAUUUCCCCCAGGACUAUCCCAACUCGCCCCCCCUGGUCAAUCUGGAAACCACAGGAGGACACAGUGUGCGCUUUAACCCCAACCUCUACAAUGACGGCAAAGUGUGUUUAAGUAUCCUCAACACUUGGCAUGGUAGACCAGAGGAGAAGUGGAACCCCCAGACCUCCAGCUUCCUCCAGGUGCUGGUGUCGGUGCAGUCGCUCAUCCUGGUGGCAGAACCGUACUUCAACGAGCCGGGCUACGAGCGCUCCCGCGGGACCCCCAGCGGCACCCAGAGCUCCAGGGAGUACGACGGCAACAUCCGGCAGGCCACGGUCAAAUGGGCCAUGCUGGAGCAGAUGCGCAACCCCUCCCCCUGCUUCAAAGAGGUGAUCCACAAACACUUCUACCUGAAGCGAACAGAGAUCAUGUCGCAGUGCGAGGAGUGGAUCGCCGACAUCCAGCAGUACAGCAGCGACAAGAGGGUGGGCCGCACCAUGUCCCAUCAUGCAGCUGCACUAAAGAGACACACAGCUCAGCUCAGAGAGGAGCUUCUGAAGCUGCCCUGUCCUGACGGCCUGGAGCCCGACGGCGACGAGUUCUCCGAGAAGAGCGCCGCCCUCAUCCUCAAAGAGCUGCCCAAUCAGGACGCAGAGAAGCCCGGCGGCAGCCAGGACGGCGAGGGCCAGCUAUGAGGCCCCGCCCCCUUUCUCCUAUCUCCCUCCCAGCAUCCCCCGCUCUUCCUCCUCUUUCCUCCUGAUGAUGAUGAUGAUGAUGAUGAUUACUCGUAAAGACUCGCUGGCUUCCGAGGCCGAGCCACCACUUUGUCCAUAUUUGUAUGUAAAGAUCUAAUCGCAGAAUAGACGACGACAACGCGGGGCUGAAAAACUUUUAUUUACCUGUACAAGAGUGUAAACAUUUUGUGCUUUUUUCCAAUUGUGAAAUAACCACUGAUUGGUAUGUUAUUAAACUUGUUUAUGUAUACAUAAUGGCAGAGGAAAAUUACAGAUUAUAUAAGGGAAAACUACCUUUAGAGAAAGAAUGUUUACUGAAUGUUCAUUUUUCUUUUUUUUUUUUUUUCCUUUUUGACUGUUAGAGCAUUGUAACUGAGGAUAUAUUGGUCGUUCUUUAAGGAUACUAUUUAAAAAAAAAACUAAAAAAAACAGAAAGAGGGGAAAAGGACACACACAUAACCCAAUCAGAGAAAACCAUGUAAAAAGGCGACCCCCCCCCCCCCCCCCCCCCCCGGCCCCCCCCACAGGUCAUCUGCUGCUUCGUUUCAGUUUCUAGGAUCAUGACCACGCCAGGAAAACGGCCCAGACCCACCCAGCUCCUCCCCUUCCUCUUCCUUCUCUUCUUCCUCUUCCUCCACCCCCCCCCCCCCCACCCCCCCACCUCUCAGAACCCUCCAUGACAUGACUGUAGAUCAGAAGACGGACGCGUGUCGGAUUCCACACGGGGAAACCUGAUUGGCCGGUGCAUGUGUAUGUGUGUUCUCUGUGCGUGUGCAACAAUCCCUAGUGAGAUACAAAAGCUGUGAUGUGCCUUUGAUCUACACCAUACUACCACCAAAUACUCCGACUGAGUACCUUCGACUCGUUUUCUUUUGCUCUUUCUACAAACGAAAAUAACUCUGCUCCGUCUGACUUACAGAGAAGAAGAAGAAAAAAAAACUGCUUUGAUCUUUUUUUAUUAUGUUGACUCCAGUGAACAAAAAUGCACUUUCUAUUUUACUCACUCCUACAGUCACAUUCUCCUUUUGCUAGGACAUUAAAUGGAGCUUGAAAGUA